Molecule: messenger RNA, 3516 nt
Organism: Lithohypha guttulata
Lineage: Eukaryota; Fungi; Ascomycota; Eurotiomycetes; Chaetothyriales; Trichomeriaceae
Exons: 2
Coding region: 1-3516 (1171 amino acids)
Molecular function (GO): ADP binding; protein binding
Source: RefSeq, a predicted model, not a curated record
AUGUCCGGCCACAAGUUCACAGAACUCAUUGGUCAGGACUCAUCCAGCAUUCAGGCUGGCGACAGAUAUGCGAACAACUACAUCAAUAGUAGUGGGCCUGUAGUAUUACUAAACAAUGAGACGCAGACUUUCGAGCAAGUGCAACAGCUAACGCAGCAGCUGCGCGAGCUUCGAGCAGAACUCAUCUGCCCUCCAGUCGCCAACCAGACGCCUCUCAGCCAUGGCGCAGGCAGCAAGGAUGCUAUUGAGAAGAACUUAAAUCAAGAGUUGCAUGUCUACAAGCCUGAAAUUGAUGUCACAAAGGCAAAUCCGAACGUUCUUCAGAGCUUGAGCGCACACUCCGACGUGCCUACGCAGCAGAUAUCGAAGGCGGCUCCCGUGUUCCUCGUACCUUAUUCCCGCAACACUCGUUUCAUUGACAGACCAGCGGAGUCAGCUGCGCUUUCGGAGUACUUUUUCGUAAAUAACCUUACUGAGGGCGCUACGAAAGGUGAGCUGCAGCGACAGCGACGAGUAGCAUUAUAUGGUCUUGGUGGUGCUGGCAAGACGCAGCUUGCAAUAUACUUCGCAUAUAUCUAUCGAAGCUAUUAUGCAGAUCAUUCUGUUUUCUGGGUCCAUGCUAGCACAGAAGAGUGGCUCCGGCAGAGUUUCCAAUCAAUUGCGAGCGAAUGCGGUAUCGAUGUCAAUCAGAAAGGUGCAUCAAACGUUUUCACCACUGUCGGAGCAUGGCUUAAGAAGAGCUCUGGCCCUUGGCUGAUGAUACUGGACAAUGCUGACGAUGCUGACGUGCUAUUUUGCAAACGUAGAAGGCUUGCUGAUAUGCUCGCAGAAUGCGCUCAUGGUAGCAUUAUUGCAACAACACGGAAUAAACGGGUGGCAGAGAAGGUUACCAUGUAUGGAACUACCAUCGCUGUGAACCAAAUGUCCGAAAGUCAAUCCGUUCAACUAAUGAACUCGUUUCUAGCUACCGAUCAGCAAUACAACAGAAGGAACUCACACAACUACAACAACAUCGACAUCAAGAGUUUAGCCCAGUCGCUCGGGUACCUGCCACUGGCUCUAGCUCAAGCAGCAGCCUACAUCCGCGAGAACUCAAUCUCACCAAGCGACUACUUAAAGAUGUGGACAACAAGUACAGAAAAUGCUCAAACUCUCCUCAAUACCGAAUUCGAAGCAGACGGGCGGCAAUACUAUGACACAGAUGUGCCAAACGCAGUUGGCACCACAAUGAUGCUUUCUUUAGAUUAUUUGCGAGAACGUAAACCUCGAGCUGGAGAGAUUCUGGUGUUACUUUCUUUCUUGCAUUACACAAAUAUUGACCCGGCCAUGCUUCUGCUACCCUGGGAGACUAUCUCGGAUCCCUCCUUCAUCGAGGCACUAGGCGAUUUGCAAGCAUUUUCUUUGCUGGAGAAGGGCGCAGAUAACUCGACAUAUACCAUGCACAGGCUUCUGCACCACGUCACUUGUCGUUGGAGGACGUUGCGCCUCAGCUUUGAGCAACUCCGGAAAGCAGUCACCGUUGCUCUGAAGCAAUUGGCGCGGUGUUCCUCAUUCAGAAGUGGCAAAACUGAUCGUGGAAUGUCGGAUCUACAGUUACCACAUCUUCUCCGCUUCUUUCAAGAAGAAUCCCGCUUGGGAAUUGCUUCCGAAGCUCUUGAGAAGGUGCACUUGAUGCGCAGGGUGGCAGAGCACUUACUGUACCAAGGUCGUGUGCUCGAAUCGACUGAGAUGCGCGCCAGUAUUCUGCAGCUCACCGAAACCUUUAGCGAACAUCUGCUCAUAGAAGCUGUACGGUCGAAAUGUGAGUAUGCCGAGACAUUGGAGCAACUACACCGCUUCAAGGAGGCUCAGGAACUCUGUCAAGAGGUUGUAGAUAUUCUCGAAAGCACACAGUCGCGGCGUCAAACCUACAUUAAUGCACUGCGAAUCAUGAGUCGCAUCUUCGCAAAGAGAGGGAUGUUCGACGAAGCUUUGCUCAAGGCACGGGCGGCGAAGGAAGCUGCUAUCGCUUUCCUCGGCACGACACAUGCAGACACGUUGGUGAUGGACUUUAAUAUCGUCGAGGUCAUGCGAUUAUCAGCAGCACAUGCUGGUACAAAUCGGGAACAGCUUGUCGAAGCCAAGAACGUCCUCAACGGCACAGUCACGCAGUUAUCAAUACUCAAGGGAGAAAACGAUCCACUUACUAUUCUCGGCAAACAGCAUCUUGUGAACGUGCUGGAUGAUUUACAGGAGUUUGACGCCUCCGUGGCCAUUAGUGAAGAUAUUGUCACAUCAAAAGAGAAGUCCUUGGGUUCUCAACAUCUGGAGACUUUUCAAGCCAAGCUUGGGUUAGCACUCUGUUUUAUGAAACGUUCUCAGUACCUAGAAGCGGAACGAAUCAUUCUGAAAGUGUUAGAUUGCACGGCCCCCACUGUCAACGCUCAUCAUCUUGGAAGACCAAAGGCAUUGCAGAUGCUGGCAACAAUUCACGAAAAGCGUGCUCAGCAGUGGCGUGAACGUUCUAAAUUAGCAGAGCUUUCUAAAGACGGCGAGCCUGAACGGCAGUCUACCGGUAAGUCGCGUGCUGGCCCAGGUACAGCAGUGUUGUCGCCACCAAGUAAAGACUUCGACUUCGAAAAGGCCGCCCUCGAUGCCUACACUACAGCUCUACGUCUUAAGAUAGAAGCAUCUUUAUACUUGGAAGCAGCCCCUGGCAUCGAACAUCCCUACACCCUUGAACAUAUAAUAGACACAUCACGUACCUGCAUGCAGCUCUUCCUGACCAAAAGCGGCGAAUACUCAAACAGCAUAGACAAUGCUGAACGAAUGCAGCGGGAUGUGCUUGGUGUUCAACAAGAUGUUUUUGGCAAGGACCAUGAGGACACAAUGACGACGAAAGGUCUCCUUGUUGUGACUUUGUACGAAAAGCUAAGUCAAGAAGAUACUAAAGAUGCGACCACCAGUAAGAGUGAGAAGAGCAACUCUACUGCAGCUCAAAAGCGUGAAGUUGACCGGAACAAACUUGUCGGAGAAGCAGAAAGCCUUGCAUUAGAAGUUUACAGACAUCGAAUCAAGCGGCAUGGCAAAUUGCACCGCGACACUCUUGGCAUGCAGCAGAUACUAGCUGAAAUCAUGUACAAGCAACCCAAGGCACAAAACGCCGCUAUCAAGUUAAUAUAUAAGUGUCAUCAAUCUUCGGUUACAGCCUUUGGUGAUGAAGAUGAGGAAACGAAGAACCGCUUAGAGAUGUGCCUGGCUUGGAAAGUGGUCAAUGACUCUCUAGCUACACCUUCGACACACACUUCCACCUGGCGGAUGCUGGAGAAUGAUUACAAUAUGCGAAGACCUGUGGCAUACAAUACCAUGAAGAGUACAGCGCCUAUCUCAGCUCCAAUAAGCUCACGUAGCCGUGUCCCAGACCUCAAUGAGGUGCUCAACAACGUGUCCAGCACUCCUUAUAUUGGUAUUGCUUGCCCUCCUACUCCUUACCAGACCUUGAGAGUUGUGAGAGGCUUUCAUCCGGCGAAAGAUUGA